AGCAUUCCAGCAAGGGAUAAUCUCUUCUCAACUCAGUCCAACCAGAACAAAUCAGAUUAUCACUCCAGCCACAAUGAAAUUCUCUAUUGCUACCGUUGCUGCUCUCGCGGGCGCCAUCACCGCCACUGCCGCCUCCCUGCCUGAGCGCUUCACUCUCGUCGCCGACGACAACAGCGCCGUCCUCACUGAUGGCCAGUACCUCUACAUUGGCAACGCCACCUCCGACGACCAAGUCCCCGUCGUCCUGACCUCCAACUCCGCCGGCGCCCUCACCUACCUCGCCGACGGCGCCGUCCCCACCGCCUUCCAGAACCUGUACAUCGUCGAGAACUCCGUCGCCGCCGUGCAGUUCACCGUCCCCCACUCCGGCAACAUGCCCGAGGGCGCCAACAUGACCGGCUUCGCGGUCAACGAGGAUGGCCAGCUGACCCACGGUGACAAGGCCUGGUUUGCCGUCGAUGGGUACGGCGAUGUCGAGGAGAAAACCGUCUACUGGUACGGAGCUCACAGCUCUGAGUACAUGGCUGCCUACCUGAAGGUCAAGGCCGCCUGAUUUAGUGAUGCGAAGUAAGAGAGAGAGGGGAAACCCUG
Aspergillus japonicus CBS 114.51 is the source of this 591-nucleotide messenger RNA. RefSeq lists its product as uncharacterized. The record is from RefSeq and is a predicted model, not a curated record. The transcript has 3 exons. The coding region runs from base 74 to 553 and encodes 159 amino acids. Lineage: Eukaryota; Fungi; Ascomycota; Eurotiomycetes; Eurotiales; Aspergillaceae.